Micropterus dolomieu (smallmouth bass) is the source of this 4514-nucleotide messenger RNA. RefSeq names its product alsin-like. Lineage: Eukaryota; Metazoa; Chordata; Actinopteri; Centrarchiformes; Centrarchidae. The record is from RefSeq and is a predicted model, not a curated record.
GUAUGCCAGCGGUGAAGUUUACGAUGGAUCCUUCCAGGACAGCAUGCGACACGGCCACGGCAUGCUGCGCAGUGGCAAGCUCAACACUUCCUCCCCCAGUGUCUUCAUUGGCCAGUGGCUGCAGGACAAGAAGACCGGCUACGGAGUCUUCGACGAUAUCACAAAAGGAGAGAAGUACAUGGGCAUGUGGCAGGACCACCUGCGGCAGGGCACCGGGGUCGUUGUCACUCAGUUUGGCCUGUACUACGAAGGAGCCUUCAAAGAUAAUAAGAUGAUGGGCACUGGGAUCCUCCUGUCAGAGGACGACACUGUGUACGAGGGGGAAUUCUCUGAUGACUGGACCCUCAAUGGAAAGGGCGUCCUUACCAUUGCAAAUGGUGACUACCUGGAGGGCUCCUUCAGUGGAGAAUGGGGCUCUGGCCUCAAAGUGGCGGGGUCCUACUUCAAACCAAACCUGUUUGACACCGAUAAGGAGAAGACCCGUGCCGUAAAGCUGGGCCGUCUGUGUGUGUGUGCAGAGGAUAAGUGGCAGGCGGUGUUUGAGGAGUGUUGGAGCCAGCUUGGCUGCGAGGCGCCUGACCAAGGAGAGAACUGGAAGGCUUGGGAGAACAUCGCUGUGGCCCUCACCACCAGGCGACAACACAUCCAGGACAGGAGCCACAGCAGAACCCUGGAGAGUCUGGAGGUCAUCCCACAGCACGUAGGUCCGAUCACCAUGGAGCGAUACAACACCAUUCGCCUCUACCUCAUCAAGGCCUGUGACACACCCCUCCACCCGCUGGGCGGGCUGGUGGAAACCCUCGUGGCAGUUUACAGGAUGACCUAUGUGGGUGUUGGAGCGAAUCGUCGGCUGCUGCCUCAGGCUGUCAAUGAGAUCAAGUCGUACCUCAACCGAAUCUUCCAGAUUGUCAGGUUUCUUUUCCCAGACCUGCCAGAAGAGGGCGGUCUAAUUCCAGAGCCGACCACUAUCCUCCAGGACAAGAAGGAGCCAGGCUCGACCGAUGCCCCACUGGAGUCACCAAAACCUAGCCAUGUGGUGAGCAGCUCAGCUCUGCUGCUCCCCGUGCUGCUACCUCGUCUCUACCCGCCACUCUUCACCCUCUAUGCUCUGGACAAAGAGAGAGAAGACGACAUCUACUGGGACUGUGUCCUCCGCCUCAACAAGCAGCCUGACCUGGCCCUGCUCGCCUUCCUGGGCGUUCAGCAAAAGUUUUGGCCUGUCUCCAUGCCUGUGCUGGGGGAGAAACUGCAGGUUCUCUCCAACACCAAGAACAUCUGCUUCGCCUCUGCAGUGGAAACAUUACAGCAGAUCAGCACAACAUUCACCCCGUCAGACAAGCUGCAGGUUAUCAAGCUCACCUUUGAGGAGAUCACCCAGGAGGUUCAGGCUCUGCUGAAGCAGGACUUCCUGUGGUCAAUGGAUGACCUAUUCCCUGUCUUCCUCUAUGUGGUCCUGCGUGCACGAAUCAGGAACUUGGGGUCAGAGGUCAGCCUGAUUGAAGACCUGAUGGACCCUUGUGUUCAACAUGGAGAGCAUGGCAUCAUGUUCACCACACUCAAGGCUUGUUACUACCAAAUCCAGCAUGAGAAGAUCACUUAAGAACUGGCGUUACUUCCUCAGUGAUCUGCAUGCUGCCGUCCCACCCACCAUCACAGCCGAUCACAGGGCCAGUAUCAGAGAGGCUUCAGGCACAGCUCCAUCUGCUGCCCACCCACACACACACACACACACACACACACACACACACACACACACACACACACACACACACACACACACACACACACACACACACUUUAGCCCUUUUAGUGACCUCUACCGGCCGCUUAUCCACAGAUCAUGAAGGUACACAUGUGAAUAUGAAUAUUGUCAAUGUUCUACUGCCAGAUAUGAGCCGCUUCAUACUGUCCAGUGUAAAACAGCAGAAAGACCGAAUGACUGAUGUAGGUGACAUUGUUACCUGGAUUUUUUUGUGCCAAUGGGAGUGGCACAUUCUCUGGUUUCCCUGGUCACAGGUCACUUAAGAACGCCAGUUCUUAAGUGACCUGUAUCUGACUAGUAUCUAGUACUGUGAGAUACUAGACCUCAUUUUUCUUCCUUCAGAAGAAUAAAUUUUUCGCAAGACGAUCCAUCACAGAAAAAACAUGUUCCUUUUCAGCCUUAAGUGUUUCAGAUCGUUUCACUUCUUUUUAUUCACUUCAUGAAGAAACUGACAUAACGUGGAAAUAAUCUCCCAAAAGCAUGCCACUUUAUAAACUGACUUACUUUUUAUUUGGUGUCUUUCUCAGUAGUGUGUUUACAGCUAGCUCAGUUUUCAAAUGGUUUCUUUAACCCUGAAACACAACUUCAACAAACGACACAGAGGUGAGAUUCAGACUUUAUCAGAAGUGUUUUCAAACCAAUAUUUUCCAGGUUUACAAGAGAAAAAACCUCAAGGAUGAACUGGUUGGUUUGGCAAGUGCACGUCUGGUUAAGAUUCCCACCUCCAAUAAAGAGCAGCUCACAGCCGCUUCCCUGAUUCUUUCCUAUGGGAACCACAGGCGCUAGAUCUGAUGCUGUAUUUAUACAAAACAAAUCCUGUAUAGAGUGAAUUUGGUAAACUCUAAAUGAUUAUAAUAUUUUUCUGUUACACCAGCUGGGAGCAGAAUACAGUUAAAGCUAGUACGUGGCUCAAUUAGUUGAUUCUGCCAGCAUCUUUAGCAGCCAACGAGCUACUUCACCUUUAAGAAGUAAUGUUGCUGAUAGAAGAUUAAAAUCCAGUGUGACGAACCGUGACACUUUCAUCAUGACUUGUUUCUGCAGCUCAACACUUAACAGACGUGAAUCUAUUGAAUACAUGCAAAACCAGGCUGAGAAAAUGUCCCCUUUUGAACACAGAGCAAAAGCUAAGUGCAGUGAAAUAUAUAUGUUUUUCCUAGACAAUCGGACAGCUACUUGUUUCUGAGCCCAGUUUUCAGUAUUAUGAGUAUUGACUUGGUGCUGGCAAAAUCUGAAAAGGUAUGGGCUUAAAAUCAGCCUCUUUAACAGUUUUGGACUUGACAAAGAAGUCAAAAGCCGCAUCGAAGAAUUUGUUUGUAUUAAUUGUAUUGUUGGGGGGAAAUCAGUCAUUGCAGACUAGGAGAGAAGUCAGCACAUUUUUCAUGAAACUAAACACUAUUUGAAGGUCUUAAAAUCUGUUAAUCUGUAAAACACAGUAUGCACAAGGUAAAAUGUUGGAUUUUUCCUGCUGCAGGUGAUGAGUGAUGCAGUCGGCUUAAUGCAAACACUGUUUUUAUAGAUGGGAUGCUCAAAGCUGAUUCUCUGCGCCAUCUGUUAAUGCUAACUGUUCUUUUUUAAACCAUUUACAGCAUUGUCAGAUUUGCGUCACACAUGGCAGUUUAUAAAAGGGCUUAAGAGGGGACUCAGAGGAUGAUCGAGCCUUUUUUAAUAUCAUGGCUUUUGUUUUCUCAGGUGGUUUAACAAUAGAAAAGCCAGCGGAUCAGAGGCCUCUUUUUCAAGUGACUAAAUUUAGAUGAAGCUGCUGUUUUUCCCUGCAGGAUUUUAAAAAUCUAGCAACAGAAAAUGGUUAGUAUGUAGAUCUGAAAUUUAAAGCUGCUGUCGUUAACUUUGGCUGUGAUAUAAGGUUGAAGUUUGAGGUCACACACUUUCACAAAUAAAUUUGAAAACAAAUGUAAUUUAAAUUAUUCUUUAAACUGUAAAAUGUAUCUCAACAGAUAUUAUGUAGUAAACAUCCCAGUGUAUCACCAUUUUGAAUUGGACUUGUGUGACUUGAUUGAUGAUUGUGAUAAUGCUUUCCAUCCCUGGUUAUCCUGGGACGGGAUGUGCCUGACAUUUAAAAGCACUAAAACAGUAUUGUCUUUGUAACUGGGGUGGGGAGUUUAUUCCCAAAACGCUGUGGACGCUUAGACAAAACAUUCCCCUGGUGUAACAUUAUUUUGUCAACCAGAGACUUCAGUUGUGUGCGUGUUUUUUUUUUUUUUUAAAACACAUCUUUAUGUCACUGACAAGACAAGGCUUCCUGUAUGUUGUGUAGAUGUGAUGGUGUUUCAGCUAUUAUUUUCUCAUGUCAGUAAGCUCUUAACUCAAUCUACUUAAAAUGAAAGACAAAUAUUUUAUUAUGUCAACAACACAGCUGACUUGCAAACCUAACUACUAAGGCAGAACGGGACAUUCAUUGUAAUAGUUGUACCACAAGUGACAUGAAGUGCUAUUUUAAAUCCAAACUGAAUGGUUAUAAAGAUAAACUGAAGAUAAUGUGACACCUGUUUAGUUAACUUGCUGUACCUCAACAUCGUUUUAUCAUGAAAACGCCCCACACAAGUCAUACUGUUGCAUUUUAUGCAUAAUUAACUGUUUUGUCAAUGGAAUUUUGGUGAUUACCAGUUGAAAUGUUGUGUUUCAGAUGGUUUACAUGACUCCGACCUGUGUGUCUUUUACAUGAUGUCAAAUGUAUUGUACCUUUUAAAUGAUAACAAACGGCAAUAAACUCAUUUGAUGGACGUUGCUAACUAAA